GUUGAGUUUUCCCACCCUCCACUUAUAACGGGCACAACUGGCAAGAAUGAGUGUCCAUCAGGCUGGAAAUAUUUGCCCACUUUAGCGCUGCCCGAUGGAUCACAUAAUUUCGCCGAUGAUACGGUAUUUUUUAACUUGCCUAGUCUGACUGAGCCUACGGAGAGCGUAUAUGGCGUUUCUUGUUACCGGCAAAUACCGAUUGAGAAAUUGACUAUACGCACCGCUGACAUGACACGCAGUACAGUGCAAAAAUCGAUUGUGAUCCUUGCGCGGCUACCCAUCUACGGCUAUAUAGAGGUGAAACUCGCUUUAAUCGCUGAUGCUUUCUUCGAGAAAGGUGACUUCUCAUGCACUGAAUUUCUAAUAAAGGCAUACCAGCAACUUAAUGCUUGCCUGUUGGACGAUGAAACCCAACGACCGUUACGCAAUUUUCAUGUAGGAUUAUCGCUGCGCGAGAUCGUCCUGCACUGGCGUCACAAAAUGCUCAUACUUUUUAAAUUGUUUCUCUUGCAAAGACGUGUUGUGUGUUUUGGUUCACCGGUACGAGGUAUGUGUGUACUGCUGUUAGGCAUUGCUUCUCUUAUACCACGUCUGUUGGAAAAAGGCUUCCAAGAAGUAGCAUGUGUGCGUACGUCGCGCCCACUAUCGCCAAUGCCCGACUUUACAGAUUCUAUACAAAAGGAAGCAGCUGAAUUGAAAGAACGUGAACAACCCAUAACUGUUUUGGCACAAAAUGUGCAAUCAGAGGAAGUAACUUCAAAAAUAUGCGAAAAUGUUUGUGAAGACGGUGUGGAAAAUGGUAUUGGUGUUGCAGUAGACGAUUGUACCUUGGUAUCGUCCGCGAUGUCGGCAGCGAGCCAAGCGGCUAGUGAUGACACAUCGACUGCCGCUUCAGCUUCGACCAACACAUCGUCGCAGUCAACAAAAGAGUUAAACCGGUUGGACUCAUUAGAAGGCGUUGGAGAGGUGGGAAACAAACGUUUUGUGCGCAGCGAUUCACUAACUCGCGAAGGAAGUGUAGAUACAUUGGCAUACCCACUCUGCACUUUGGCUUCAAUAAAUCCUGAUGAAUAUCGCGCACCCAUUACUAUCUUCGCCAGUGGUAACCUCUUUUUGCCAUAUCUCUCGUUGCCAU
Messenger RNA from Rhagoletis zephyria (snowberry fruit fly), 1135 nucleotides. Its product is annotated as late secretory pathway protein AVL9 homolog. Gene Ontology annotation, cellular component: cytoplasm. The record is from RefSeq and is a predicted model, not a curated record. NCBI's taxonomy places the organism in Eukaryota, Metazoa, Arthropoda, Insecta, Diptera, Tephritidae.